Symbiodinium sp. CCMP2592 is the source of this 1008-nucleotide messenger RNA. NCBI's taxonomy places the organism in Eukaryota, Dinophyceae, Suessiales, Symbiodiniaceae. The record is from the annotation of a GenBank genome assembly.
AUGACAGCCGUGAACGCCCCGAUCUUUUACAAGCGGGGUAGGGUCAAGCUGCGAGGAUUGGUGAGCCAACCAUCAUUGAAUGGCUGGUUCGCCACAGUUCUGGCUGACUGCCGGGAGGGUCGAUGCCAGGUGCAGUUGGAUGGGCAUGAGAAAAAGGCUGGGAAGCGCAUCGACCCUAGCAAUCUUGUCAGGCUGCAUGAGGAGAUGCCGAGCGCCGCAUUUAUAGAUAUUCCACAAGCCUGCAUUGGGAGGGUGGAUGGAAACACGGGCUCCUUUGGGGUGCAUGGCCUCACAACGAGCAACAUUGGCCAAUGUGCCAUUUGCGUCAUUCUAGGCUCGUCUCGCGGCUCAUUGACCCAUGUGGACAAUGCCAUCGACCUGAGCUUCUUCCAGACGGAAGCCGAGUGGGACCUGAGCGUGGAGCUGCUGGCCGGGGGGCCUGCUGCAGGCCCAAAGAUUGCCCUCAACCUAAAGCCUGACUUCAUAAAACAACAUCCUGUUGCCGUAGCCAUCACCUCUGCGACGAAAGCCUGUGACCAUGUGAAGCUCUUGGGCUUGGGCUUACCAGAAGCACGUCUUGUUUUCGACUGUUGGCACUGGUGCCAAGUCGACACCAAGGGUAUCUUACCAGAGAAGGUCAGGAACUUCAUAAACAGGCUUCCCAUUGCCUCAGGGUUGCGGCCAUUUCUGGAGGCGCUGCGGCAGGAGUUUGCACAACAUCUUAAGCAACCUGUGAUAUGGAAUAAUCUACAAAGACUCAUGGGCAUGCCAGCAGACGCAGUCCUGAAAAUCCAGCUGGGCAGUGGAAGAGACCAUGAUCGCUGUUUGUUUUUGGCCAACGUCUUGCGCCUCAGGGACGACAGCGAAGGCCUUCACCAGUUCGUGGUUAAUAGCAUCGUCCGCUGCGUCAAAGAUGUGUCGACUGGAUCUUCAGAGGUUCUUAUUGGCAGGCUGCAGGAUUCGGCGAAGGAUUGCACAACUGAGGAAUUUAUUUUCGAAGCUAUAUGA